AUGUACAAUAUUCUUGAGGAUUACUGUGACGAACAGGUUACCAAAAAUGGUCCACCGCUAAUUGCUAAACCAACCACCGCUAAACCAACCACCGCUAAACCAACCACCGCUAAACCAACCACCGCUAAACCAACCACCGCUAAACCAACCACCGCUAAACCAACCACCGCUAAACCAACCACCGCUAAACCAACCACCGCUAAACCAACCACCGCUAAACCAACCACCGCUAAACCAACCACCGCUAAACCAACCACCGCUAAACCAACCACCGCUAAACCAACCACCGCUAAACCAACCACCGCUAAACCAACCACCGCUAAACCAACCACCGCUAAACCAACCACCGCUAAACCAACCACCGCUAAACCAACCACCGCUAAACCAACCACCGCUAAACCAACCACCGCUAAACCAACCACCGUUUAA
This is a messenger RNA of Bolinopsis microptera, 429 nucleotides long. Its product is annotated as salivary glue protein Sgs-3-like. Gene Ontology annotation, cellular component: keratin filament. The coding region runs from base 1 to 429 and encodes 142 amino acids. The transcript has 2 exons. The record is from RefSeq and is a predicted model, not a curated record. NCBI's taxonomy places the organism in Eukaryota, Metazoa, Ctenophora, Tentaculata, Lobata, Bolinopsidae.